Messenger RNA from Leptonychotes weddellii (Weddell seal), 1126 nucleotides. The record is from RefSeq and is a predicted model, not a curated record. Lineage: Eukaryota; Metazoa; Chordata; Mammalia; Carnivora; Phocidae.
CCCCGGGCUCGGAAACGCGACCCGGCCUCGGGCCCCUGCUUUCCGGAUUCCCGGCGAGCCCGGGGAGCCCAGGCUGGGGGCGGGGAGCGGGGAGUUGGGGUUCCCCGGCCCUGACAGAGGAGAUUCCCCCGACUCAGGGCGGCGCAGAGACCCAACGCGGGCUACUCUAGGGACCCCGGGCCGCGAUCGAAGGAGACACACGCCAGGGGCGAUGGGGAUCCCCACGCAGGGUCGGGAUCCGCGUGCUUGCUCGUCCACCUUACCGCGGGAUGGGCCGCGACCGCUGAGCGUCUGCGAGGUAGUCGGACGCGCAGCUCCGGAGAUCUCCUGGUCCGGCGCUUUUAAGGAGCCAAGCGGAAGCCCGCACGCAGGAAACCGGGGCCCCGAACUCGGGGGCUUCGCCACUGAUUGUCCAAACGCAAUUCUUGUACGAGUCUGCGGCCAACCGAGAAUUGUGGCUGGACAUCUGUGGCUGAGCUCCGGGCGCAACAGGGGCGGAAGCCGCAGGAACCGAGCUCGGCGCGGGCGAGACCCCUCGGGGAGGCGGCUGGCUGGCCCCAGCGCGAGGAUCGCAGCCCCAGCCGAGAGCGCAAAAGAGGGACGCCGGUCCCUGCCACCAGCGCCGCCAUCCUCAUCCUCGUCGUCGUCGUCCUCCUCCUUCUCCUCCUCCUCUGCGGGUGACCAGUCGUGGCUGGCGGGGGCCUCCAGUCGAUCGCGUCGUUUUUCCCUUUUUCAAAUUUCGGCCGGGAACGAAGGUGGCACGCCGCGGCGGGGCAUGACUGUGGUCCGGGGAGCCCGCCCUCGGCCCGAGCCGCAGCAAGUCGGGGGCGAAAGAAGAUGCCGGCGGAACGCGCUCGCUAAUUCGUUUUGAAUUGGUUUUAACCUAGCCCCCACCAAUGCCCCCCAAACAAAAAAGCCUAAACCAACCCCUAAAUCCCAAAUAAACCGACCCCUCCCGCCAGCCCCUCCAGACGGACCGAUGGGCUGAGCCUCCUCCAGCCGCAGCAGGAGUCAGAGGAGUCGGAGAAGCGUCGAGAAUGAUGCGCUCCAGCCGGGCAAUCGCCUCGGCUUUGGAAACAACUUGGACAAACGAAUCCUUUUCAUUAAAGACAAACCUUCGGAGAUA